AUGACAGAUGCAAUGUUGCUCAAUGAACUAUGCAGUAUAUGCCAUAGCAACAAGUCCAAAUACAAAUGUCCUGGGUGUGGCGCACGCACAUGCUCGCUCCCAUGCUACAAGCGUCAUCAACAGAAUGCGCAAUGCUCAGGCCAGCGAGACCCAACAAAGUUUGUCAAAAAGUCUGAUCUGGUAACCCCAAAGGGUAUUGAUCACGACUACAAUUUCCUUUCCGGUAUAGAACGAAAUCUCCAAAAAGCUGAGAGGGUUGCUGGCGCCACAGCUGGAAGCGCUCCUCCAGAUGGUCUAUCGAGCCGCCAGCGAGCGGGCGUCUCGUAUGGUAAGCUCGAGAGCGCUGCUAGCGUCAGGAUCAUCCAAGCACCCAAAGGCAUGAGUAGGCAAAAGGAGAAUAAGUCGCACAUGUCUGCUACAAAAAAGGCUUCGCGGAACAUAGUAUGGACCGUCGAAUGGUUUGAUGAAACCAAGAAACGUGUGAUUACUGAGACAUCCUCUACACAGCAGAUAAAAGACGCACAACCCUUCGUACAACAUGGCACAGACGGUACAGGUAAGAAAAGAAAGCUGAACAGCGAAGCCCCUCAUAGGGGAAGUUCUCCAGCGACAUCUACGCCACAACCGCAGGAUGACGUUGCGCCCACUUCGAUGGAUCAGGGCCUGUCGGAUCGGCGACUCCAGGUCGAUUGUGAGCUCGAGGUCAACAAUGCGGAGCCAGAGCCAAGCUCCCCCGCACGAGGAACCCCUACUACAGAGCAAAAGGAACGAGCCCCUAAAAGACAAGUGGACGUGGCAGAGCCGCGUACUCGAGACAGUCGCGAUGAUGGGCCAAGCACCCAAUCCAUGGGCGAUAGGCAACAUAGGAUUUUUCUGCUAAAGCCACACACGAGCACAAAUCGCCACGUCCUCAUACCUCUAGAUUCUUCUCACACACUGGGUGAAAGCUUACACGGCCGUACUAUCCUCGAAUUUCCGACCAUUCAUGUGUUCCCUGCUGAGAUGGAGAAGUUGCCUGAAGAGUUCAUGUUAGAAGAAGAAUAUGCCAUGUUAGAGGGGGAGCAACAGAAGGAGUUCGACGAGAUGAUGAAGGAUCUUGAUCCCGAGAUCUUGCGACGACUGAAAGAGGGUGGUGGAACUGCGCGAAUGGAGGAUGGAGCAGGUGACGAGGAUGUCGAUAGUAAGAAGAUACUAGACGUCCUCAAGCAGGAUCUCGGCGGAAGGUUGUGA
Molecule: messenger RNA, 1230 nt
Organism: Alternaria atra
Lineage: Eukaryota; Fungi; Ascomycota; Dothideomycetes; Pleosporales; Pleosporaceae
Exons: 3
Coding region: 1-1230 (409 amino acids)
Biological process (GO): box C/D snoRNP assembly; snoRNA localization; maturation of LSU-rRNA from tricistronic rRNA transcript (SSU-rRNA, 5.8S rRNA, LSU-rRNA)
Cellular component (GO): pre-snoRNP complex; nucleus
Source: RefSeq, a predicted model, not a curated record